Fimicolochytrium jonesii is the source of this 2289-nucleotide messenger RNA. Its product is annotated as MCM2/3/5 family-domain-containing protein. Gene Ontology annotation, molecular function: ATP binding; single-stranded DNA helicase activity; single-stranded DNA binding. The record is from RefSeq and is a predicted model, not a curated record. Gene Ontology annotation, biological process: double-strand break repair via break-induced replication; mitotic DNA replication initiation; DNA strand elongation involved in DNA replication. The transcript is spliced from 10 exons. Gene Ontology annotation, cellular component: nucleus; MCM complex. Bases 1 to 2289 code for a protein of 762 amino acids. Lineage: Eukaryota; Fungi; Chytridiomycota; Chytridiomycetes; Spizellomycetales; Powellomycetaceae.
AUGACAUCUGAGGGCGACGUUGCUCAAUCUGAUCCCGCCGCCGUUACGACGGUCAUCUGGGGAACAACGGUCAAUAUGGCACAGGCGAUGAAUAUGUUCAGGAACUUCAUAUUGAACUUUUGUCGGAAUGAUGCGAAUGCGGGAACGGAUGACAUGGAGACGGACUCUGUGCCGUUCUAUCCUCGGUUGCUCCAAAACUUGAAAGACAGCGAACGGUACAACAUGAACUUGGACUGCUCGAACAUUCGUAGCUACAGGCCGUCUUUGAAGCUGUACCACCAACUCCAAAGAUACCCUCAAGAAGUCAUCCCUCUCAUGGAUCAUGUUCUGUCAGAAAUUGCACGGGAAAUGUUCGAUGACUUCCCUGAAGGUGUCCAAAUGAGAGUUCGUCCUUUCAAUCUGGAAAGAUCCGUGAACUUGAGGCAGCUAAACCCAUCGGACAUUGAUCAGCUCGUGACGGUUAAAGGAAUCUUGAUCAGGUCUUCGCCGUUAAUUCCCGACUUGAAUCUAGCUUUCUUCCGGUGCCAUGUUUGUGAUCACACCGUAGAGGUCGAAACCGAUCGUGGACGGGUCGACGAACCUACGAGAUGCCCGCGUGAGGCUUGCAAAACACAAAACUCGAUGAGGCUGGUCCACAAUCGAUGCGUGUUUGCCGACAAACAGAUUUGCCGUCUUCAAGAGACCCCCGAUGAGACACCCGACGGUCAAACUCCGCACACGGUCUCGAUGUGCAUAUACAAUGAUCUCGUCGACGUGUCCAAAGCUGGUGACAGGGUGGAGAUCACUGGUAUCUUCCGUGGAGUCCCUGUGCGUGUUAACCCCCGUCAAAGGGCUAUCAAGGCCCUCUUCAAGACUUACGUGGACAUUGUUCACAUCAAGCGCACUGACGACAAGAGGCUCGGUGUAGACAAAAGCAUACAUGCUGAAAACGAAUACACAGUCGACUUUGAUGAAGGCGAUAGUCUCCAAGAGGCCGAUCCCGUUCAGGAGCAGACCAUCAUUGAGCUAUCCCAACGGCCGGACAUGUACGAUCUUCUCUCGCGCUCCAUCGCGCCUUCGAUCUUUGGAUUGGAAGAUGUCAAGAAAGGAGUUCUCUUGCAACUGUUUGGAGGGGCCAACAAGUUUAACAAAGAGAAGCCCGGAACGCCGCGUAUCCGUGGAGACAUCAAUAUCCUGCUGGUUGGAGACCCUGGUGUCAGUAAAUCUCAAUUGCUCGCUUACGUGCAUAAGGUUGCGCCCAGAGGUGUCUACACAUCUGGAAAAGGAUCGUCUGCUGUUGGUUUGACGGCGUAUAUCACAAGGGACCCGGAUAGCAAGCAACUCGUGCUGGAGAGUGGUGCCUUGGUGCUGAGUGAUGGAGGAAUCUGCUGUAUCGAUGAAUUCGAUAAAAUGUCGGACUACACCCGAUCUGUCCUUCACGAAGUCAUGGAACAACAAACUAUCUCCGUCGCUAAAGCUGGCAUCAUCACAACCCUCAACGCCCGUACAUCCAUUCUUGCAUGUGCGAAUCCCAUCAAGUCCAAAUUCGACGAGAACCUCUCUGUUAUCGAGAACGUGAACCUCCCGGCACCAUUGCUAUCGAGGUUCGACCUGACCUAUUUGAUCUUGGACAAGCCGAACGAGCGCGACGAUCGCAGAUUGGCCCAGCAUUUGGUUGGGUUCUAUGUUGGAGCUGAGGAGCUUCAGCGGCGAUUGGUGCACAUGGACGAGUUUGUGCCCAUCGAGACGUUUGCAAAGUACAUCAACUACGCACGGUCAAAGAUCAACCCAGUCAUCUCUGAGGAUGCUGGUGAAGCGCUGAUUGACUAUUACGUGAAGCUGCGGAACAUGGGGAAAGAUGGCGGCAGCAACACCGUCACGUUCACAACCAGGCAGCUGGAGAGUAUGAUUCGGUUGGCUGAGGGACAUGCUCGGAUGAGGCUGUCUUUGACUGUAGACAGGAUUGAUGUCGACGAAGCCCAUCGCUUGGUCCACACCGCCCUUCAGACCGCCGCCAUCGACCCCAAAACCGGAUUGAUCGAUUUAGAUCUCGUCAACACGGGCAUCAGCUCCCGAUCGCGACGGGUGCAUGCGGACAAGCGAGCCGCUUUGCGAGCGCUUCUUCAGAACAUGGACCGCGUUAGCGUCAAGUGGGUUGAGGCUUUCCGCAUGUUUGGGGACCAGUCCGAUGAGCACAUCCCUGAAUACGAAUUCAACCAGCUACUGGACGAGCUGUCGGAUGAGGGUUCGGUGCACGUUACAGGGCGUAGCAAUGCUGAAAAGAUGAUUCGCAAGACGGGAGGGAUGUGA